Molecule: messenger RNA, 3369 nt
Organism: Chinchilla lanigera (long-tailed chinchilla)
Lineage: Eukaryota; Metazoa; Chordata; Mammalia; Rodentia; Chinchillidae
Gene: Avil
Product: advillin
Biological process (GO): actin filament severing; barbed-end actin filament capping; cytoskeleton organization
Cellular component (GO): actin cytoskeleton; cytoplasm
Molecular function (GO): actin filament binding; phosphatidylinositol-4,5-bisphosphate binding
Source: RefSeq, a predicted model, not a curated record
UCCCGGGGAAGCUGCAGCACCCAAGCGGAGCCAGUGCUGGGCUUCCAGUCAAGGUUACAGAAGUCGAACUCCAUUUGUCCAUGGUUCCCACUUGGAGCCAACUCCAUUGCUGUCCAGGUGCUUAACAAGCAGCUUGCUGUCCUAUUGACUUCCGGGCAUGAACCAGAGCCCUAGGGAAACUGGAGCCCCAAGUCCCUCGUGUCCCGUUCCGAUCUUUCCAAACCCAGAGACCUGAAGUUCAGAGCCCAGCGUGGUUCCUCGUACACAGGUACACUGGGCUGGUGGAGACCCACCUGACGCCCCUAAGAAUUGGCCAGAAGCUUCUUGGAGAGGCUCCGGCAGCCUGGACGUCCAGGCGCACGCAGCAGGCAGCCCCAGCCUCCACCUGCUGUCAUCAGCGUAAUGCAUUCAUAUCUACAAUAUGGCAAAUUUCAUAUCCUCCCUGUCUCUUUUUGCAUUAUUGAUGGACUCUACACUUAAAAAAAAAUCAAUAGAUCAGGGCGUGGAGCUGGAGUUAAAAGACGCCCUUAAAAGUCCACUCUCCUUGUUUUUGCUGCUUUGAAUAACAACAGAUAAAGCUUUCCCUCCGGUUUGAAUAAGUCAAGCCUGUGAUUGGCCAGGACUAGGAAAAUGCAGUAAAGAUGCAAACACAAGCAAAUAUCACCCAGAGCCUGUGCAGCCAUUAGGCUGAGACGGCCGGACCGGAGGUGCUGCUUCGGGGUAGUUCUUGGGAACUGCUACUGCCUGCUCACCAGGAGACUAGGAAGACAGAGUCCUGGGAAGACAAGCGCCAUGUCUCUGAGCAGUGCCUUCAGGGCUGUGGGCAACGACCCUGGGAUCAUCACCUGGAGGAUCGAGAAAAUGGAGCUGGUACUGGUGCCCCUGAGCGCCCACGGCAACUUCUACGAGGGCGACUGCUACAUUGUCCUCUCGACUCGGAGAGUGGGCAGUCUCCUCUCCCAGAACAUCCACUUCUGGAUUGGGAAAGACUCCUCCCAGGACGAGCAGAGCUGUGCCGCCAUCUACACCAUUCAGCUGGACGACUACCUGGGAGGAAGCCCCGUGCAGCACCGAGAGGUCCAGGACCAUGAGUCCGACACCUUCCGCGGCUACUUCAAGCAGGGCAUCAUCUAUAAAAAGGGGGGCGUGGCCUCCGGGAUGAAGCACGUGGAGACCAACACGUACCACGUGAAGCGGCUGCUGCACGUGAAGGGGAAGAGAAACAUCAGGGCCGCGGAGGUGGAGGUGAGCUGGGAUAGUUUUAACCGCGGCGAUGUCUUUCUGCUGGACCUCGGGAAAGUCAUCAUCCAGUGGAAUGGUCCAGAAAGCAACAGCGGGGAGCGCCUGAAGGCUAUGCUUCUGGCAAAGGAUAUUCGAGACCGAGAGCGCGGGGGCCGUGCUGAGAUAGGAGUGAUCGAGGGCGACAGGGAGGCAGCCAGCCCGGAGCUGAUGACCGUCCUUCAGGACACCCUUGGCCGACGCUCUGUUAUCAAGCCUGCGGUCCCUGAUGAGAUCAUAGAUCAGCAGCAGAAGUCAAAUACCAUGUUGUAUCACGUCUCCGACUCAGCCGGGCAGCUGGCGGUCACAGAGGUGUCCACGAGGCCGCUGGUCCAGGACUUGCUGAACCAUGAUGACUGCUACAUCCUGGACCAAGGCGGAACCAAGAUAUACGUGUGGAAAGGGAGAGGAGCCUCCAAGGUUGAGAAACAGGCGGCCAUGUCGAAAGCCCUGGGCUUCAUCAAGAUGAAGGGCUACCCCGGCAGCACCAACGUGGAGACCGUCAACGACGGUGCCGAGUCCGCCAUGUUCAAGCAGCUGUUCCAGAGAUGGUCCGUGAAGGACCAGACCGCGGGCCUGGGAAAAACAUUCAGCGUUGGUAGAAUUGCUAAGGUUUUCCAGGACAAGUUCGACGUGACUGUGCUGCACGCCAAGCCAGAGCUAGCUGCCCAGGAGAGGAUGGUGGACGACGGCCACGGGAAAGUCGAGGUCUGGCGAAUUGAGAACCUCGAGCUGGUGCCCGUGGAGCGUCAGUGGUACGGCUUCUUCUAUGGCGGAGACUGCUAUUUGGUUUUCUACACAUACGAGGUGAACGGCAGGCCAAAUUACAUCUUAUACAUCUGGCAGGGCCGCCACGCCUCCCGGGAUGAGCUGGCAGCCUCAGCAUACCAGGCCGUAGAGCUGGACCGGCAGUUUGACGGAGCCCCGGUGCAGGUCCGGGUCAGCAUGGGGAAGGAGCCACGCCACUUCAUGGCCAUCUUCCAAGGGAAGCUUGUUAUCUAUGAGGGUGGGACUUCUAGGAAGGGAACUGCUGAGCCCGACCCUCCAGUAAGACUCUUCCAGAUUCAAGGGAACGACAAAUUUAACACCAAAGCAGUGGAGGUUCCAGCCUUCGCCGCCUCCCUCAAUUCCAACGACGUCUUUCUGCUCCGCACCCAGGCAGAGCACUACCUGUGGUAUGGCAAGACUACAGCAGGAAAUCCUGGAUGUCCAGUCGCGUCUCUUUGAAUGCUCCAACAAGACGGGCCGGUUCAUUGUCACGGAGAUCACAGACUUCACCCAGGAUGACCUGAACCCAAGUGAUGUGAUGCUCCUGGAUACCUGGGACCAGGUGUUCCUGUGGAUCGGAGCUGAGGCCAAUGCCACAGAGAAGGAGCGGGCCCUGGCGACUGCCCAGGAGUACCUGCAGACUCACCCCGGCGGCCGAGACCCCGACACGCCCAUUCUGAUCAUCAAACAGGGCUUCGAGCCUCCCACCUUCACCGGCUGGUUCCUGGCCUGGGACCCUCACGUCUGGAGUGCAGGGAAGUCAUACGAACAGCUAAAGGAAGAGCUGGGAGACGCUGCUGCUAUCAUACAACUCACUGCUGACAUGAAGAAUGCCACCCUGUCCCUGAAUUCUGAUGACAGUGAGCCAAAAUAUUACCCUUUAGAAGUUCUGUUAAAAAGUCAGAAUCAGGGGCUGCCUGAGGACGUGAACCCUGCCAAAAAGGAGAAUUACCUCUCUGAACAGGACUUUGUGUCUGUGUUUGGUAUCAAAAGAGGACAGUUUACUGCUUUGCCUGGCUGGAAGCAGCUCCAGCUGAAGAAGGAGAGGGGGCUUUUCUAGGGGAGAAGGCUGAUGCCCACUGCAAGAUCACAAGGGGGCAGAGAGUGUCAGCGUUUGGACAGAAGUCACCAGCGUCUGCCUGGCACUCAGCUGCUUAUCCAGAUACAACAGUCUGAGACACCACAGCAUGCUCGCCAUGUGUGCUUGUUCUUGCCCUCCUUGGUUGUUAUAUACCUACAAUAACCCUUUUUUUUGGCUUUUGUGGCUAGAGACUUGGCACAAAACUGCAUAAAUCUAGAGAAAUAAAAAAAAGAACCAAAAAA